Molecule: messenger RNA, 763 nt
Organism: Piliocolobus tephrosceles (Ugandan red Colobus)
Lineage: Eukaryota; Metazoa; Chordata; Mammalia; Primates; Cercopithecidae
Product: receptor activity-modifying protein 1-like
Exons: 2
Coding region: 23-436 (137 amino acids)
Biological process (GO): G protein-coupled receptor signaling pathway; protein localization to plasma membrane; cellular response to hormone stimulus
Cellular component (GO): signaling receptor complex; membrane; cell surface
Molecular function (GO): coreceptor activity
Source: RefSeq, a predicted model, not a curated record
UGCUGCAGCCCAUCACCUCUUCAUGGUCAUGUCUGUUGCAGCCCAUCACCUCUUCAUGGCCACUGCCUGCCAGGAGGCUAACUACGGUGCCCUCCUCCAGGAGCUCUGCCUCACCCAGUUCCAGGUGGACAUGGAGGCCGUCGGGGAGACGCUGUGGUGUGACUGGGGCAGGACCAUCGGGAGCUACAGGGAGCUGGCUGACUGCACCUGGCACAUGGCGGAGAAGCUAGGCUGCUUCUGGCCCAACGCAGAGGUGGACAGGUUCUUCCUGGCAGUGCACGGGCACUACUUCAGGGCCUGCCCCAUCUCAGGCAGGGCCGUGCGGGACCCGCCUGGCAGCGUCCUCUAUCCCUUCAUCGUGGUCCCUAUCACGGUGACCCUGCUGGUGACGGCACUGGUGGUCUGGCAGAGCAAGCACACAGAGGGCAUCGUGUAGGCAGGGCCCAGGCUGCCGUGCACCCAGGCUGCAGGGUGAGGCCAGGCAGGCCUGGGUGGGGGCAGCUUCUGGAGCCUUGGGACAGAGCAGGCCCGCAAUACCCCCCCUUCUUCCAACCAAGAAGAGCUCACAGGAGUCCAAAGUAGUCGAGGCUCUGGCAUUAACCUGGAAGCCCCCCCUGGCUGGAGGCCACCUCCACCCUAGGAAGGGGGCAGGGACGUGACUCCAACUUACCUCUGGAAAGGGUCCCAGCCCAGGCUGCUUACCCCAUAGCCACAUUUGUGGAUGAGUGGUUUGUGAUUAAAAGGAUGUUCUUGAACUUGGAAA